Trypanosoma conorhini is the source of this 298-nucleotide messenger RNA. RefSeq lists its product as uncharacterized. The annotation marks the transcript as partial. The transcript has a single exon. The record is from RefSeq and is a predicted model, not a curated record. Lineage: Eukaryota; Euglenozoa; Kinetoplastea; Trypanosomatida; Trypanosomatidae.
AUGCCCCUCCACGGUGCCGUGCCUCGCGCCCUUGAUGCCCACCAGGGCCCUCAGCUUCUCCGGAGUGAAGCCCGCCGCGUCGUGCGCGCAACCGCGCGAGUCCGAGACGCUGAUCACCUUCGCCCCCAGCUGGAGGCACUUCGCGAUGGCGUACUGCGCCACAUUGCCGGCCCCCGACACGAGCACUGUCUUCCCCUGCAGCUCCUGCUGAUGCCGCUUCAGGACGGCCUCCAGGAAGUAGACAACGCCGUAGCCCGUGGCCUCGGGGCGCAUCAGGCUCCCUUGGAACGCAAUGCCC